GCGGGAUUGCUAAGGAUCCCGGGGAGGCACUGGGUGGGGACACCAUGGAGGUUGACAUCGGCGAGGAUGAGGGGACGAGGGGUGUUGUGACAGGCGGCCUUGCUACUCCAGGGAGGGCCGGUUCCUCGCCGCUUGUGGUGCAAGGGGCACGCAUACGUGGCCCGACGAGGCAGAUGAGCAUCAGGGGGGUUGCAAAGAACUCAAGGCAGGAGGACAUAGAUGACUCAUGCUGCGAGUUCUUCGUGGAGAACAUCAUACCGUUCAACGCUGCCAGAAGCAAGAGCUUCAGGAAGUUCAUGCUGACGUGUAUCGGACCACAGCCUGUGGGGAGUCAUCGACUCGUGCCUACUGGGUACAACCCCCUCAGGUGUCGCUUGCCCGAUCGUUUGAACAAGAGGUUGGUGAAUGAGGAGCAGGCGAUCCGUGACGACUGGCAGGUGACUGGCUGUACGUUCAUAACUGAUGGCACCACAAACAUCUGUGGGCGAUCACUUAUGAACUACAUCCUUGCAGGCCGAUCGAAGCCUGUUUUCGUGAAGUGCGAGGAUGUGAGCGAGGGAGACAAGGACUCUGCAGCUGUCGUUGUCGGGUGGAAGCGGUUCCUCAGAGAGUGGGGGGUGGAAAAGAUCACAGCGAUAUGCGCUGACUCUUUCGCCGGGAACACGAGUGCUGCGAGGAUGUUGAGGGAAGACCCCGAGUUCGCGCAGAUCUAUUGGAUUCCUUGCACGGCGCAUUGCAUGGACCUCCUGAUGCACGAUAUAAGUAAGAAGGAGUGGGCGGAUGACAUCAUCACUAAGGCCAACAAAAUAACGAAGUCGAGGAACAAGUUGCACCACCAGCGCACCGAGAAAUUGCUGGCCUCGCACUGGAGUUUGAGGCUCAAGAGUAGGGGGCAGGAUGGGGCCACUGUUGCAGGAGGAUGGUUGGGGCUCGCAGCCGACUGGGAGCACGAGGACUUGGAGGGUGACAUGGCAAAUGUCACAGAGGCAGUUGAUGACAUUGAGGCAGCUGGUGAGGGCACUGCUUCUGCGGUUGGCAGCACAAACAUUCGCCCCGAUCCCACAGCGCCGUCCACUUCGAGAUCGGUGCAGAGGUUGGUGGAGGUGGAGGUGGAGGAGGAGGAGGAGGAGGAGGAGGAGGAGGAGGAGGCCGAUGAGGACAAUGACGAUGAUGUCCCCGACGAGGAGUGGGUGGACGAGAGAUCAGACUCGGACAGAUCGUGGACGCGGAGAGAGGGCAUGGUCCCCUAUGUUCAAGGCACACGAUCUGGAUUGAGGUCCCAGACGCGGGCGCGGCCAGAGGCGCAGCAAGGGGAGCAGCAGAAGCAGGACCAGGUUGAGCAGCAGCAGAAGCAGGUUGAGCAGCAGCAGGAGCGGGUUGUGCAGCAGCACGAGCGGGUUGUGCAGCAGGAGCAGCAAUAGGAGCAGCAGCAGGAGAAGCAGCAGGAGAAGCAGCAGGAGCAGCAAUAGGAGCAGCAACAGGAGCAGCAACGUGGGCAAGGGGAUGAGGACCAUCAGCAUCAGCGAGGGGAUGAGGAGAAGCAGCAGCAUGAGACGGAUGAGGAGCAACCGCAGCAGAGGGAGAAGGAGCAGCAGCACCAGAGGGUGAAUCCCGCAGUCCAGCAGGAGACCGCAAUGCAGUCAUCCAGAGAUGUGCACGAGGAGGGUGAGGCAGAGGGCGAGCAGGGUCGCAGCGCGGUGCGAUGAUUU
Molecule: messenger RNA, 1709 nt
Organism: Chara braunii
Lineage: Eukaryota; Viridiplantae; Streptophyta; Charophyceae; Charales; Characeae
Source: the annotation of a GenBank genome assembly